AUGGAAUCUAAAGAGAAAACAGAGGCGGAGGUAUCCCAACGUGAAAUAUACCGAGGACGUCUGGAAAAUUUACCUGAUAAUACUUCUAAUAUUGUCAGGAUUUUCCUCAGCUCAACAUUUACAGAUACAGUAGCGGAGAGAAAUAUCCUACUGGAAAAGGCAUAUCCUGAACUGAGACAGUUUUGUGCAGAACAUGGACUCGACUUCCAGGUGGUUGACAUGCGAUGGGGCGUUCGAGAUGCGAUGACGUCAGAUCAUCACACAACAGAACUGUGCCUCAAUGAGAUAUACAACUGCCAGAGACUUUCGAUGGGACCAAACUUCUGCUUACUACUUGGUGGACGAUAUGGCACUCGACCUCUCCCAGCAAAAAUUGAAGGCCUUCUUCUGAAAACCAUCGAAAAGUUUGCUAAAGAAGAUGACAUCAAAGUGUCUCUAAUUGACGAAUGGUAUCACCUUGACAGUAAUGCUGUCCCCCCUGAAUAUAUACUUCAGCCAAUCACAGACAAAUUCCCAUAUUUUAUUGAUGACAAUCCAAAAAAUCGAGAGCUGCAAAAGAAAGCUAAAAGUGAUUGGUGGGAGGUUAAUUGUGAAAUCAGCGCCAUCUUUCGUGCAGCGUCUGCAAAAGCUCUAAAGCAAAAAUGCAUGACCUUUAAAGACUGGCAACUUUUUAAUAUAUCGGUGACGGAGGAUGAAAUCAAACGGGGAUUACUUGAUACAACUGGACCAACGAUGGAUAAAUGUAUCAUCAUAAACAGAGACAUUGAUGAUGUCGACUUCAACGAUGCAAAGGCAUACAGAUAUGUUGAUAUGAAUGAUACAAAAGAUGCAAUGAAUGAAGAAAAUGCUGCGCUUCUGGAAAACCUCAAAGAGAUGGUUAUUCCAACAAAAAUUCCCGAAAAUGAGAUAAAGAAAUACCAGUUACAAUGGGAAACAAAUGGCAUAAACCCAUCCAUUGAAGCCCACGAAAAGUACCUCGAGGACAUUAAUCAAUUUUUCGUAUCAAAGGUAAAAGCAAUGACGCUGACAGGCCUUAAGGAGAGGAGCAACGCUGCAUCCAACUGGUUAUUUGAUGAAACCUUACAACAUCUCAAUAUGUGCGCUGCAAGGAGUAAAUCAUACAACUGUAGAAAGGAAAGCCAGAGACACGUGGAUGAAUACAUAAAUGAUGACACUAAUAAUGCUCCUUUUGUGAUACAUGGAGUGUCUGGCAUAGGAAAAACGUCAUUUAUGUCCAAAAUCACUAGUAAUGCGAUAGAACAACAGUGUGAAGAUUCCGCUGUCAUUGUGCGCUUUUUAGGUACGUCGCCAAAAAGUUCCCUCAUCACUGAUACACUGCAGUCAGUUUGUUUGCAUAUUUGUGAAGCAUUUGGAUACGACGCACCUAAACAACCCCUCAAUGAUAUCAAUGCAGUUAUGUCACUCUUCCAGGAACUCAUUAAAAUAGUCUCUAAAGAUGGUCACAAAUUGAUUGUAUGUCUAGAUUCGUUAGAUCAACUAUCUCCGAUAGAUGGGGCAUAUGACUUAAGUUGGCUGCCGUUUGAGUUACCUCAAGGUAUCAAAAUAAUCAUCAGUUUGUUAACUGAAUAUGCAGGAAUACUAAAACGCUGUGAACGAUGCAUUGAAAACACUGACAAUAUCCUCCAACUAGGUCCACUCAACGAUGAUGAAAGCAAAGAGAUCAUGAAUACCUCCCUUGCAAAUGUCAAACGAACCAUAACUAAAGACCAAAUGUCAAUUUUAGAGAGUGCGUUCAUGCAUUGCAAUAGCCCUCUUUUUCUGAAGCUAGCCUUUGAAGAAGCAAAGACAUGGCGUUCUUACUCCAACCUUGAUGAAACAACACUAGGGAACACAAUACAAGGAGGGAUAACACUACUGUUUGAACGAUUAGAAGAGAAACAUGGUCAGUUGUUCUGCAAUGCAAUGGCAUACAUUACUGCAUCCAAGAAUGGUGUCACAGAUCUCGAAAUGGAGAACUUGCUCUCCAGUAGUAAUGAAGUGCUAGAUGAUGUCUACCAGUAUUUCUCCCCACCUGUUAAGCACUUGGUCAGAGUUCCACCAUUACUGUGGGCCAGACUCAGACAGGAUAUCCAUGAGUAUCUAUCUGAAAGACAGGCUGAUGGAAAAACUGUGUUAGCACUGUACCAUAGACAGUUUAUCGAGGUUGCAAAAAAGCUUUAUCUCAGUAAUAGUGUGAAGACGAGUGUCCAUUCAGAGCUAGCAGACAUGUUCCUCGGAGUUUGGAGCAAUGGUAAGAAGAAGGAACUCUAUCUUACGAAAAGAAAGGAAACCCUCCUCGCUGAUAGGAAAGUUGAACCCCAACCAUUGUGCUAUGAGGGUGGCUAUUACAAUAUGAGAAAACUCAAUGAGCUGCCAUUCCAUUUGCUGAGAUCUGGUCGUCACGAGGAGCUGAUCGAUGUCUGUUUUGGUAACUUCAAGUGGAUAAAUACCAAAAUAAAGGCAACAAACAUUUUGGCUGUUAUCCGGGACAUUGAAAUGGCUAUAGCAGAGACAUCAGAAGUAGAGUUGGUCAUUCUGAGAGACGCACUCAGGCUCAUCAAACCCACAGUGGAAUUCACCCCUGGAGUCCCCCUUGCUCCCGAGAUCAUCGGGCGUCUUCUUAUUAAGGCGGACAAACAUCUUCACUUAAUUGGAAAGCUGGUAUCUCAGGCUAUACAAUAUUGUGAGGAAGCAGAAGAGGACAUCCUCAUCCCAACAGUUCCAUGUUUUAUAUCACCUGGUGGCGUUCUACGGACAACAUUGGUGGGCCACAAACAAGGUGUCAAUGAUGCAUCCAUGAAUGAAGAUUGUUCGCUCAUGGUGACUGCAAGUUCUGACCAUACAGCAAAGCUCUGGGACCUUAAAGAUGAUAUCGUCAUCCACAGCUUAUUCCACUUAGAUCCUGUCGAGAGUUGUCUCCUGCUGAGCAAGAAGAACAUCAUAGUGACAUUUAGUAAUCUUCAAAUUUUUGUCUGGGAUACUUCCACACGGAAACUCAGACAUACAUUAGAGCUUGGUAGAACAUAUAAUGGAGGACAGAUGGCGUCCACAACGAAGACGCUGCAUAAAACGUUAACGACAAAGCCUAAAAUGUGUGCCCUGUUAAAUGGAAAUGUUGUCUGCGCUGUAAGGGGAGCGGUAUUUGUGGUAGAUAUAGCAGAAGGGAAGGUUGUCAUUGAGGUAAAAGGUGGCGAUCGACUUGUUUCCUGCCUCUCUAUAUGCCAAGGCACUCUUAUAAUAGUAGGUUAUCACGAUGGAUGCGUGAGCUCCAUAAGCACUGCUGAUGAUGGAGAAGAUGAAUUGUAUCUACAGCACAAAGAUGAAGUGACAGGUCUGGCCACGACUGCAAAUUCGGGUACUAUAGCAAGUGUCUCACUUGAUGGAUCCAUUGUCGUAUAUGACACCACAAUGAGAAAGGUCAUUCAGCAUAUAAACCCAAAUGAGUCUGAGCCUCUGUAUUCCGUGGCUUUACCACCGGAUGAGGAAUUUGUUGCCGUGGGUUCAAUCAACGCUAUCAGAGUAUGGACAACAAAAGAUGGUCGGAUACUUCACAAGUUUCUAGGGCAUUCAGGAGUAGUCAAUUCUUUAUGUUUCACUGGCUAUAGUGGUGAAUCUCGAGCAAAUGGUCCAACUUUGGUAUCGGCCGCAAGUGACUGUUCUGUCAAAGUUUGGGAUCUAGGAAACAAUGAGCUUAAAUCUACAUAUACUGGGAUGGCUGGAAAUGUUACCAAGCUUAUAAUAAAUGAUGACUAUGACACAGCUGUGUCUAUCUCUGAUGAAUCGCCUUUUGUGAAAAUAUGGCACUUGAACCCGAAUUUAAACGAUGUUGUACCCGAGUUCCAAAAUGACACUGAAAUUACACCUGUCAUUUUCCCAGAUGGUAAACACGUGGUUGCCUUAGACGCGGAUUAUGUAUCGAUCAUGAUGUUUGAUAUGGUUUCUGGGAAAAAGGUUUUCUCUACUCUAGCUCACGAUGCUCCAAUCACAAGCAUGGUGUGUACUUCCUGUGGAAAUCACGUGAUUACCGGUGGGAUCGAUCAUACUGCACGUGUUUGGCAAAAGGAACGACUUCUCAAAAUGUCAUUACGAUAUGAAUUCGAAUCUGAAGUGAGACUCGUAGCCACACACCCAAAUAAGAAUUUGUUUGUUGUGGCCCUUAGUGAUAAUCGAAUCAAACGGUGUCACGUUGAGAGACAUGAGUGCGAUGAUGUUGAAGUCGAUCUCACAGAUGCUGAUAUUACGACACUGGCAAUGAGCGAUGAGCUCAUUAUAUAUGGCACUGAUAAUGGCAAAAUAUACGCUUGGAGCUUUGACAGUACCGCUCAUCCGGUGCACGUGUUUCAAAAGCAUAGCACUCCAGUGAACUACAUCACCGUGCAAAAUAACCUAAUGGCAUCGGUAGCUAAGACUGACAAACAUAUACAAAUCUGGGACGUUACUAUGGGACGAAAUGUGCAUCAAUUAGAAAUCCGGAAUAAGUUUAACAGUCAACUUCCACGUACAGUAACAGCGAUUUCAUUCCUACAUGAUGGUAAAAUACUAGGAGUUGGUUGCUAUGAGAGAUCUGUGGAGUUGUACGAUGUAGUUCAUGAGAGAAGACUCCUCCCCGAUGGACAAUAUGUCUACUUCCCAGUUACACACAUUUGUUCAAGUAAAAAUCAAAAUAUCUUGGUGGCGACACAAAAUGGCUUCCUUAGUUCAUACAAACCGCACAUACAUGUAACCACAAACAUUACCAUGGAGGACAUGAAGGGACAAUCUCUGACAAAAAGCAAUCGUAUUUUACUCCCAAGUAAGGAAAACGUUACGACAUAUAAUGUUAACGAUAUAAGAAAGAUCGGGCAUACUGAGAAUGUACGUGACAAUAAAAGACAUGAGGCUCGAAAGGAACACGCCAGAGUUGUUCCGAAUAAGGAACUGUACAGAAGAGCGGUGUUUAUACAGGGUAGACACAGAAAUGCUUCUCAAACAUGCACAGUAAUGUAA
Messenger RNA from Owenia fusiformis, 4986 nucleotides. NCBI's taxonomy places the organism in Eukaryota, Metazoa, Annelida, Polychaeta, Sabellida, Oweniidae. The record is from the annotation of a GenBank genome assembly.